UCCAACCAGACUCACAGGACAGACUCACAGAACAGUGUCACAGACUCAGCCACAUUACUACAGGAGCAUUUCAUGAUAUAUCUCAGCUCCCCACCAUGAUCUCCAGGCAGAAGGGAUGUCUCCUUGUCUUAAUAUUCACAGUUGCCGGUGUGGUGUACAGAUGCUGGGAUUUGGACAGUUAUUAUUACUUCCAAAGCUACAUCUUCGGAAUAUCCCAGGUGAAAAAUGUUUCUGGUACAGAUGUUUCUGAUCCUGCAACACCAGACACCAAAGCCGGUAUUAUGUUUGUGGAGUCGACUGACAAUGUAGAGCCGACGCCGUUGAUGGUAUGCUCAGUGGAGUCUGCUGCUCGUCUAAACCCAGACAAACCAGUCUACUAUUUCAUGAAGGGGUUCAGUGGCAACUUGAGUCAGUAUCCACAGCCUGAGUACAGAGGCAUCCCUUUGCUCUCCUCAAUGAAGAAUGUUGUCAUUCUACCCUUAAAUCCCACUGGACUGUUUGAAGACACUCCAUUGAAAGGCUGGUAUCAAAAGGUAAAUCCAGAAAAGGAGAGGUAUUGGAUCCACGUAUUUGCCGAUGGCUGCAGGUUAGCAUUGCUCUGGAGAUAUGGGGGCAUCUACCUGGAUACCGACAUAAUAUCAUUAAGGUCUAUGCCAUUUGAUAACUUUACAUGUCCAGAGCACAUAGGAACUGUCAGCAACGGGGCAAUGGGUUUUCAUCACAAGCACCAUCCUUUUUUGUGGAAUUGCAUGGAAGAUUUUGUGGCUCAUUACAUUGGAGAUCUUUGGGGUCAACAAGGUCCUCGACUGAUUACCCGUGUGCUGAAGAAAUGGUGCAACAUGGAUAACCCAGGAGCCUUCAUUGGCAAGGAAUGCAAUGGCAUCUCUUUAUGGAUCACAAAACGGUUCUACCCAAUCCCAUAUCCGGCUUGGGAAAGGUAUUAUGCUCACUGGAAAAAGGAGGAUAUCGAGCAAGCCUUCUCAGCUACAUAUGGAGCUCAUGUCUGGAAUUACAUGAAUUCUGGCAAGAAAAAAAAAGUUGUUGCUGGAAGUGGAUCAUUAAUUGAAUAUUUUUUCCAGUUGCAUUGUCCAAAUAGUUACAAAAAUUUAAUUCAAUCCUAAAAUAGUACAGACUGAUUUAGGACCUGAUAAUGUACAAUGAGUGACAAAAUUAAAUUGACAGAUUUUGCAAAAUUACAGUCUAAAAAUAAAUAAAACUCCUUUGAGCACAA
Pristis pectinata (smalltooth sawfish) is the source of this 1231-nucleotide messenger RNA. Its product is annotated as alpha-1,4-N-acetylglucosaminyltransferase-like. Lineage: Eukaryota; Metazoa; Chordata; Chondrichthyes; Rhinopristiformes; Pristidae. The record is from RefSeq and is a predicted model, not a curated record. Gene Ontology annotation, molecular function: acetylglucosaminyltransferase activity. Bases 96 to 1121 code for a protein of 341 amino acids. Gene Ontology annotation, biological process: protein O-linked glycosylation. The transcript is spliced from 3 exons.